This is a messenger RNA of Phlebotomus argentipes, 3830 nucleotides long. RefSeq names its product coronin-6 (gene coro). Gene Ontology annotation, biological process: actin filament organization. Bases 294 to 1871 code for a protein of 525 amino acids. The transcript is spliced from 8 exons. The record is from RefSeq and is a predicted model, not a curated record. Lineage: Eukaryota; Metazoa; Arthropoda; Insecta; Diptera; Psychodidae. Gene Ontology annotation, molecular function: actin filament binding.
ACAGAGAGUUGCCAUCUGACAAGACGAUACAAACUCCAUGGCUGCACAGCCCAUAUUUGGUCCGAUUUAAUAAAUUAAGUUUUCUUAAGGAUUAAAGUAAAAUAUUGCAUGUAUUCUGGGCUUAGAUGUCCAUUUAAAGUGUCCAACGUGAGGUGCCUUUCUCCGUGAUAACUGUGUCUUGUGGUGCAUUCGCGAGGAGCGAUUAAGUCUUUGGAGUGAAAUUGAGAGUGGUGUGAGAGAGGAAAAGAUCCAGAUCGCCGCUGCCCGAGAAGUCCGACGCGAGACGCCCCAGCAUGUCCUUCAGAGUGGUGCGGAGUUCCAAGUUCCGGCACGUGUACGGCACUGCCCUGAAGCGCGAGCAGUGCUACGACAACAUCCGCGUGUCCAAGAGCAGCUGGGACUCCACUUUCUGUGCGGUCAACACAAAAUUCCUCGCCAUCAUUGUCGAAUCGGCCGGCGGUGGAGCAUUUAUUGUCCUGCCCCACAACAAAGUGGGACGCAUCAAUGCAGAUCAUCCUCUGGUUGGCGGUCACAAAGGCCCAGUGCUGGACAUUGCCUGGUGUCCGCACAAUGACAACGUCAUCGCCUCCGGAUCCGAAGACUGCGUCGUGAAGAUCUGGCAAAUCCCAGACGGCGGCCUCUCGAGGACCCUCACGGAGCCCGUGGUGGAUCUGCUGUACCACCAGCGGCGCGUCGGUCUGGUACUGUGGCAUCCGUCGGCCCUCAAUGUGCUGCUGUCCGCCGGCUCGGACAACCAGGUGGUGAUCUGGAAUGUGGGCACGGGCGAGGUGCUGGUGCACAUCAGCUGCCACCCGGACAUUGUGUACAGCGCGUGCUGGAACUGGGAUGGCUCGAAGCUGGUGACGACGUGCAAGGACAAGAAGAUACGCAUUAUCAACCCGCGGACGGGCGAGGUGGAGAGCGAAGCGCCGUGCCACGACGGCUCCAAAGCCACCCGAGCCAUCUUCCUGCGGCAUGGACUCAUCUUCACGACAGGUUUCAACAAAGGAUCAGAGAGACAGUACUCUUUGCGGGCGCCGGAUGCCCUGGAGGAGCCCAUAGUCCUUGUGGAUCUGGACACAUCGAACGGUGUGAUGUUCCCACUGUACGAUCCAGACACAAAUCUCGUCUUUCUGUGCGGCAAGGGUGACUCUGUCAUCAGAUACUUUGAGAUCACACCUGAGCCACCAUUUGUGCACUACAUCAACACACACCAGACGCAGGAUCCACAGCGUGGCAUUGGAAUGAUGCCGAAGCGCGGAUGCGAUGUGAAUAUCAAUGAGAUCGCCAGAUUCUAUCGGCUCAACAACAAUGGCUACUGUCAGAUCAUCUCAAUGACUGUCCCGAGGAUGUCUGAACUGUUCCAGGAGGAUCUCUAUCCGGACACCAUUUCGGAUGAGCCUGGAAUGACGGCGGAAGAGUGGUCGGCCGGAAAGGACGCCGAUCCUGUCCUUGUGUCACUCAAAGGUGGUUACAUUUCGCCGUCGAACUCCAAGCAGCUCACCGUCACGAAGAAGUCCAAUGUGCUGGACAAGAUCCCACCAAGAGGCCCGAAAGGAGCGGCCGGCGUUGGCCAGAACAACUCUUCCGCCUCAAAUGCCGCCAAUAACAACGUUUCCACCCCACAAUCUUCCGGAGUAUCGGAAGCAGAACUGAAGGAGGUGCUCGAUGAGAUUCGCAAGAACAAAGACGAGAUCCGGAAGCUGAAGGCGGUGAUUGUGAAGCACGAGAACCGGAUUCGUGCGCUGGAGGCGCCCAGCAAGGCCAAAACGGAGAACGAGAACGGAUCUAGUCACGUGGACGCUGGAUCCCAGCUUCGUGGGUCGGAUGAGCCGAUGGAAUCGCUCAAGCUGGCGCCCGACGAAGUGUAAAUGAGUGGAGAAAGGGAGCUUCAUCGUCUUUUCAUCCCUCUUAGAUUUUCUACAUGCUCUUUUUCAUGCCUAUAUUUAUCUUCUGAGUCUCAUGUCAAUAUCUGUGUUCUGACAUGAGAAGAGAAAAGAAAGAAAGAAAAAAACCCCUUCUUUGUAGAAAGAGAGGAAAUUGUAACGAAAAACACAUAACUAACAAAAAUUGUAUAGAGAAAAAUUUAUACUCUUCAAGUUAAAAAAACAAUGGAAAGAAAAUAUUUGUUGAUGAAGAUGAAGAAAAGAUAUAAUUGUGUACUGUAAAGUAUUUGUAGCGCAAAUGAAGAACUAAUCGCCCCUGUUUUGGACUUUUUAAACGGAGUUGUGCCCUAAAAUCACAUUUUUUUAACAUGUACAGUUGAGAACAAUUUACUUGGAAGGAUUUAAGAAAAAAAAAUGUAUAUCUUAUUAGGCUGUGCCAAUUUGUUGCUUGAAUCAACUUUCUUUUAAAUAAUUGAGAGAAAAAAAGAAACACAAUUUUUAACAAAAUGUCACGGAAAAGGACAUCAAUCAUUAAGAGAAUUUAUGCAAAGAGAUUUGUUAAGAGAAAAAGAAAAUCACAAAUAAUUGUUAUUCAACAGAAACUUGAGAGAUUUUAUCAAAUUGAAAAAAAAAUAUAUAUAUAAAUCAACGACUCUGGAAACAACGAAGAUGCGACGAUAAUUGUAAAUGAUUUUUUAAGUGUAUUUUCUCGUUUUUUAAUACCCUCUCUUAUGUCGCCUCAGUGAGUAACUCCCUGUUUUCCUUCCUCCCUGUUUUAUACAUGUACCUAUUAUAUAUUUUACUACUUGAGAUUUAAAUGAAGAAACGAAAUGGAAAUUGUAUGAAAAAAAAGAAUUGUCUAUAUUAAUUGUAAAUGUUAUUUAUUUGUUUUCUUCUUCUUUUUCAAAAAGUCUGUGUUUUCUACAUUGUCUUUAAAUAGAAAAUCAAUUUCAACAGCUAAAUGUGAAUCAAUUAUUAUUAUUAGAGAAACAUUUCUCGCAGAAAGAGAACCUAUAUAAUGUUUUGUCAAAGAGAGCAAGAAGAAUCAAAAAUUGUGUUCGUUUCAUUGAUUUACAACGUUCUUGAUUUUUUUUUCUCAUAUAUCCUUAAAAUCCAUGCUUUUUACAGUGGGAGAACCUUUAUCGACUAUCUACACACUUAAUUUUAUUACUUUACUUUUAUACUUUGUCUCUUACGGAAGUCUACAUUAAUCAUUUCUUUAUGUAUCAUAGUUAAAAGUUUUUUUUUGUCUCUUUUCAAAUAUCUUGCCUUUUUUUUUACAACUUCCUCUGAAAAAUCCUUUCUCUCUCUCUCUCUUCACGCGAUUUCUAUUGAAGAAAAUGGUCACAUCUAAACGUUCAACAAGGCAAAAGCAGAACGAAAUAGCAAAACGGAAAAGUGUCCAAAGUAUUCAACUUUUACUGUCUAUCACAAGAAAUUAAAACAAAAAAAAAAUUGAAAAUGAAGAGAAACAAAGCCCCUAUAUAUGUUUUUUUUGCCCAUGAGGACAAAAGGAAACUAAGAAAUUAUUUGUUGUACAAAAAGAGAGAAGAAGAAAGAAGAACGAAAUACAAUUUAAUGUCAGCGUCGAAAAUUCUGGCAAAUUUUGCUUUUUACGAAGCGACACGAAAAAUGAAUUCAUCAGUCGUUCACCCAAAAAGCGGAGUCAAACUGACAGAAAGCCAGACGCAGAAGAGUUUUUCUUUGUGUAAACUAACAAACAAAAAUAGUGCUUAAAAAAAAGGAAAUUUUUCUUAUACAUUUACAAGAGAAAAUAAGAAAUAUAUUAAAACACGUGUUGAAGAGAAAAGAAAAACAUGACUGAAUAAGAGUUGUCGAGAAGCUACAAAUAAUUAAAUUAUUUACUAGCACAGAGAAAUACAAUAAUUUUUAGAUACUAACAUAAAUUAAAAAAAAAGAAAAGUAAAUUUGCAUAAAAAGGAA